Trachemys scripta elegans is the source of this 1934-nucleotide messenger RNA. It is a transcript of the gene SNORC, whose product is annotated as secondary ossification center associated regulator of chondrocyte maturation. The coding region runs from base 1569 to 1934 and encodes 121 amino acids. The record is from RefSeq and is a predicted model, not a curated record. The transcript has 3 exons. Gene Ontology annotation, cellular component: cell periphery. Gene Ontology annotation, biological process: cartilage development. NCBI's taxonomy places the organism in Eukaryota, Metazoa, Chordata, Testudines, Emydidae.
CCUAAUUGGAAUGGAUAUGAGCAACACAUCUCGAAGAACAAGUUACAACGGUGAGUAACCAUCUUUUUUUUGUCAGAUUGUGGUGGGUGCAGUCCGUAUACAGCUAUGCCAGUUCUCAAUUUGUUUUUCUGUUAAGGUAUGGAACUAAAGAGUCAUUCUGGCUUCUAUGUAGCAGGGAAUUGAUAAUGUUGAGUGUGGUGCAAGAGGCAUUUGAGGCCUCUUUUCACAAGUGAUUUCUGAAGCAAGUUCUGCUUCCUUAUGUCUCAGUUGAUUAGGGUGGCAACUUCCAGUCCACUCUGUCCUUCCUACGUCUGCCAAUUUCCAGUUGCUCUGGCGUAGGAUUUAGCCUAGCAAAAAAGGUGGUGUAAAAGGAAAUCUGAAUCUGGGUUAGCCACCCUGCUUGAUUUAAGAAUGUAUUGAAUUACAUAUAGAAGGAAAAUGGCUCUAAGGAGAUCCUGUAACAGAAAACUUUCGAAUCUGAAAUCUAAGACCAAAAAACUCACCUAAUUCACUACAUCUUCAGAGCAUAGAGAACGGUACUGUGGUGAUUAAAUACUCAUAUUGUGUAUAGAUGGCUUUCUGAAUUACAGAGCUUCUCUGAACAGAAAUUAUUCACUUCCUUGCAGUUUAGAUGUUCAAUCUUCAUACCAGUUUAAAAAAAAAAUUCUAAACCCACUGAGAGAGAACAUAAUGAAACGGUUCCAUCCCCAGUAAACAGGAAUGCUCUCCUUUUAUAUAAAAUUCAUUCUUUCCCAAGUCUCUUGUCAUUGAGGUGCUUGGGGCAGCCUAGAUCAAAAAUGUGCAUUUUUUCUCUGCUCUUUGAUCCUCUUUCUUGAGCAUGUUUGAGGGAAGAGAGAGGGGCAGGAAAAUGCCUAUGUUCAAGUUAAAUCUGAUGCGUGCCUGUGAUUUAGAAGAUGCUGCUUGGUAGACAAUUGUGAGCUGUGGGGGUGGGCAUCAUGUGUGGUCUUCAUUGUAAAUCUACUUUUAUAGUUUUAUGUCCAGAAAACAAAGAUGCCAAGAAAUUUGCUCUGGCUCGAUUUCAGAGCAUGUUAAACCCUAAAGUUGAAGGCCCUUGUUGUUUGAUGUGAGCCCUAAUAAAACUGCCCCCCACACAGGAGGGUAAACUAUCAAACCAUAUGCCUGUUUUUGGUGUGGCUUCUGUAAUGAGUUGUGUUGUAUUCUCAUUGCCAGUGUGACAUGGGAUGGACACCCCAAAGGUAAGCAUUUCAAACAUAGUCCCGAAUCCUGUGGGGCACUCAGCCAACAACCACUAGAGUGCACUCACCAAAUUGGGAGGGGUAACUGAUUUCCAACAGUCCAGCUGUGCAUGCACUGGGGGAGGAAUUUUUAGGCACAAAGUUUAGAGGGUGGAGCUGUUCCUGACUUCAGGAGGGAGGUCUGCCGUGCGUCUCUGCAGAGUGUUUGCACUCUGUGUGUGUCUGCGUUCUCAUAGGAAGGGACUUGUGAUCUGACUGGACAAAGUUUCAUUAUACUAGUGAAGUUCCCAAGCCUUUUCUACUUUGAAGAGUUUAAGAAUUCCUUCUGACACACUCUUCCUGGAGGAAGAAAUGCCCCAUCACAGCGUUCUUCGCCUGGUCCUGCUGAUGCUCUCUGGAGUUGUGGUCCCUGCUGUUCUAACAGCAGAGUAUCCCCAAGGACCUGCCCCCACGCUGUGGAACGAGCCGCCGGAGCUGCCGUCAGGAGGGGGCCCCUUUGAUGCUGCCACCACCAUGGGUCGCUUCUCGGACUCUACAGCCUUCCCCCCGUACACCUCGGAGUAUGAGCCUGAGGACACCACCCACCUGCACCGUCUGGAUGAUAACGGGUCUCUGGGUCCUGGAGCCAUCAGUGCCAUCGUAAUCGCUGCUCUCCUAGGCACGUCUGUGAUUGUGGCCCUGAUCGUCAUCACCCUGCGAAAAUUCUCUGCCUCCUGA